Messenger RNA from Cygnus atratus (black swan), 645 nucleotides. It is a transcript of the gene DNLZ, whose product is annotated as DNL-type zinc finger. Lineage: Eukaryota; Metazoa; Chordata; Aves; Anseriformes; Anatidae. The coding region runs from base 43 to 540 and encodes 165 amino acids. Gene Ontology annotation, molecular function: protein-folding chaperone binding; zinc ion binding. The transcript is spliced from 3 exons. The record is from RefSeq and is a predicted model, not a curated record. Gene Ontology annotation, cellular component: mitochondrion. Gene Ontology annotation, biological process: protein folding; protein import into mitochondrial matrix; protein stabilization.
CCGCCUCAGCGCCCGCCCCGUCCGCGCGCCUGCGCCAGCGCCAUGUUGCGGCGGGCGGCGGGGGCGGCGGCCCGGGUCCUUCUGAGCGCAGCCCCGCCACGGCGGCCCCGGAACGCACCGAUACCGGUACCGACACCGAUACCGGCACCGGCCCCGGUCUGCACCGCCGCGCCGGGCCCCGUGGGGCAGCUUCAGGCCUCGCACUACCGCCUGGUGUACACCUGCAAGGUCUGCCAGACACGCUCAGCAAAAACAAUUUCCAAGUUAGCCUACCAUAAAGGGGUGGUCAUUGUGAAGUGCCCCGGCUGCAAGAAUCACCACGUCAUAGCAGAUAACUUGGGAUGGUUCUCAGAUCUGGAAGGAAAAAGGAAUAUCGAGGAAAUCCUGGCAGCCAAAGGGGAGAAGGUGAGACGUGUGGUUGGUGAGGAAGCCUUGGAGCUGCUUCUGGAAAGCACGGCAGAUACCGGGUCUCAAAGCCAUCCUACAGAGGGAGAAGGUGGGGAAGGCCCCCCAGAGACUGGCGGCAAGGGACAGACGUGACAAGUGGGAUUUGUGUCGUUCUGCUGAUGGCAGGAGAGACUGUUAACAUUUCUUCCCUAAUUUCAAUGGUCUAUGUUUAAAAUAAACUCAGGCGUCGGUCUUCUC